ACUGAAAAUAACAAAUAUUCGUAAAAAUAUGCUUGACGAGAAUGAUCGAGCAUGCGCUCAUCGAUCCACGGUGAAACCAUAGAAACAGACAAGACACAGAAACCAAAACAAUUGUCGUUUGAAACACAUUAUUCCCAACAAUUUCAUGUAAUUGUUCCCUCGGAAAAUUGUUUAGAAUAUUUCAAGGAAACGGAUGCUCGUUUUCGAACAAUGGACAUCAAAGACAGCAGCGACGAAGAAGAGGUACAUAACAUUUCAGCGUUCACGAAAUUCGACGAGAGUAUCGAGGUACGAAAUGCUGAGGAGAUACAGAGUCCAGUGAAUCGAAGGCCUUCCAGUUCGAGGAGAUCCAGACAGUACCCGGUAAAUGAGAGUCGGAACGCUAUAGGGAUUAAUUCACCUCGUGAAAAAUUCAAUUUUCGAAGAUAUUCAGGCAGUGAUAAUAACUUUGGAAAAUCCAUAGGAAUCCAUAGUGAUCCAUCGGACAGUGAAGAGAGCGAUGAUGAUGACAUCCAGGGGACAAAUAACGCUCAGCCCAUUGAAAUUUACAAUCCCAAGGAUUUUGAGGAUCUAGAAGUGUCAACCGAAGUGAAGGAAUUAUUUCAAAACAUAAUGAGAUACACUCCACAAAAAAUCGAGCUGAACUACAAGCUCAUACCAUUUAUUCCCGACUACAUUCCAGCAGUGGGUGAUAUAGACGCCUUCAUAAAGAUCCCACGACCAGACGGUGUCGAAGACAAAGUCGGCCUAACAGUAUUGGACGAACCUUGCACCAAUCAGUCGGAUCCAGCCGUUCUUCAUCUUCAACUCCGUAAUCAUUUGCGAAGCGCGGGAGCAGCGAGACAGGCGGUGAUCAAAAGGAUCGAGGACGCUGAAAAAAAUGGAAAGUCGAUUGAGAAGUGGAUCGAGGAUAUAAAUCAACUUCAUAGAAGCAAGCAUCCUCCCGCGGUUAAUUUAACGAAACCGAUGCCAGACAUUGACUCAUUGCUUCAGCAAUGGCCACCGGAAGUGGAGGACAAGCUCAAUGAAGCCGAAUUGGAUUUCACGCGGUUGGACUGCCAAUUGCCAGAGCUUGUCGAUCUUAUUUGCAAUCUCUUGGACAUACCAUCGGAACAAGAUACGAGAUUAGAGGCGUUGCAUACGCUCUUCACGCUUUAUUUGGAAGUGCGGAAUGUUAAAGCGCAGAAAUAUUAAUUGUAAAGAGCAUACAUGUAAAUAGAGAAGUUGUAAUUAUUAUUUUUAUUAUCAAGAGGAAUGUAAUUGAUCAUAGUUACUCAUUCUGACGAAAGGAAUAAAGAUUAAUGAUUAUUAUGAAUGAACCAUUUGAUAAUGACGCAGUAAUACAAUGAUGAAAUUACAAUGAAAGAUUGAUUUUCAAUUUUAUUUUAUAAAGAAUAGCAACUUCUGCCAGUUGUGAAUUAUUAUAAAACAAAGUUUUAUACAAUCUGAAUACCACGUUCCCAUUCAAUGGAAAAAAUUAUGUGUGAAUUACACAACCAUUUCAGAUAGUGUGUAAUCAGGGAACAUGGACUUACAGCAUAUAAAACAGAGUAUUUCAAUCAUGACAAUAUCAUUUAUAAUAUAUUAAGCAAUGUCAAUUACACGAUACAUUGUGAUUGAAAAUAAAUGCUUGUAACACUGCUUGAUAAAUGAAA
This is a messenger RNA of Frieseomelitta varia, 1655 nucleotides long. RefSeq names its product intraflagellar transport protein 46 homolog (gene IFT46). Lineage: Eukaryota; Metazoa; Arthropoda; Insecta; Hymenoptera; Apidae. Gene Ontology annotation, cellular component: motile cilium; centrosome; intraciliary transport particle B. The transcript is spliced from 3 exons. The record is from RefSeq and is a predicted model, not a curated record. Bases 52 to 1194 code for a protein of 380 amino acids. Gene Ontology annotation, biological process: cilium assembly; intraciliary transport.